CUCUUCCCUUCACUUCCCAUGUCUUCACUCAUCUUUCAUCUUGUUUCCUUUCAGACUCUCACUUCUUCUCGCAUUAUGUUUACAAAUCAACAAGAUCCUAUUGACCCAUUAUAAACAGAGAAAGACCAACUCAAACCUAAUGACAAUUUUUAAAAUUAGCCUUUUAUUUUACUGUUUUUUAAUAAAUUUCAAUCAAUUUGAGUAAUAAUGAAGAAAAAUGUUCCUUCUUAAGUGAUUAUAAUAUGUAAAGUAUAUUAUUUUCCAGUUUUACCCACUUAUGAUGCAUAUUUACAUCAGCUGUUUAAGUCAUCAAUGAUGGUUGCUGUUAUUGGAUUUUUUUAAGUGUCAAAGUUAUACCAUGUGUAAUUCAUUUUAAUUUUAUUCUAGUUGCUCAUGGAAUAAUCAGCAGAUCAAAUCAAUGAUUUAAAAAUUAUGUUGUCGCAGUAACCUAACCGCGCAUUGGUGAUAUAACCAAGUGAUCCUUUUUUGGCAUUCGUAAUGAUUAUAAAUUACCCGGCAGUCUCAAGGUUGGCUUGGUUAGAUUCAGCCAACUUUGACAAAGAAGGUUUCCUGUUUGUCCGUGAAAGACGAGAAGGUUUGUUUAAUCAUUGGAAAAGUGAAACAUUUAUUGAACGAUUAUGUCGGCUUCGUGGUAACCUUUUAUUUAUCCUGGCAACAUCCAAUCCAGAUACCAAGAAAACAUCUUAUCCCAGUGGUAACAAAGUUACUAGUCGAGAUAAUAAUCAUACCUCUAAUACUAUCAUUAAUAGCAGUGAAGGUGGCAUUGAUGAACCACAUCAUCAUAAUUACCAACAGCGUAUCAAUCAUUCAUCAUCCUCUGAAGCCGUUGGUAAGGAUUUAUCAUCUACUGGAGAGAAUCGUAUUGUUUUCAUCUUAUUUUUGGAAGAGUGUGUUAUCAAAUUGUCCGAGGAAAGUAAUAAUAAACACUUCUCGUUCAUCAUUGAGUUUGGUAAAAAUGAUCCAACCAAGCCUUUCCAUUUUACCACAAUAUCUCAACAGGAGAGAGAUUCUUGGGUUGAGUGUAUUCAUCUGUCUAGUUUAAACUAUCUUAAAUCACUUCGUAAAACCUUCAUUAAUCUUAAAAUUUCCACUGGUUUAGCUUCAGCAUCACAAGACCCCAUUCUUGACCCUAUUGGAAACAACUCCGUUUCAACAACAAAUACUUCAUCAACAUCUUCUUCAUCUCCUAAUAAGGCUUUCUUUUGUACCAAUUCUUAUAUGAAAAUCAAUCUAUCCUGUACCGUGAUACUAUUUGAUGACCAUCCGUUGGAACCUAACAUUUUCAUUGCUGUAUUUUAUCGCAAGGAAAAAUUUAGCUCUUGGACCUUUCUGGAUAAAACUGAAGUUGUUUCCUCACAAAGUGCCAAAUUUGCCAAACAAUUCAAUCUACCAUCAGAAGAUUGGUCACAAUAUCAGCUGCGAUUCAAGGUUUACGAUGUGGUUGAACGUCUAACUGAUACCCGAGUGCUCCUCGGUGAAUCUAUUUAUGCACCAGCUUCUCUUAUUAUGGGAUUGGCUGAAAACCAGGAUAAUUCACAAGUAUUUGAUCUUGAUAUUACAUCUACCCUGCGAGACUCUCAAGUGAUUGGCAAACUUAAGGUCACCAUUAAAGGACCCGUUUAUCCAGACGAUAAGUGGUCUACUAACCAAACUGAUUCUAUAUCAUCUCGUCGGCCAAAAAGUUUACCUCUUACAUCAGUUUCAUCCAGCAAACCAAUGGCUUUUACACCUUCAUCUUCAUCAUCAUCCGCUAAAAUUGGUGUCACCCCAUCAUUAUUAGAAGAAGCACCAGAAAUGGAAUCGGAAAAGGAAGUUCAACUGGAAAAACAGGAAUGCAAUAAUACUGAUUUGUCUACAGGAAAAAAUUCUAUAUCAACAUCUGAAUUACCUAGACGUUACUCUGUGCCCAAUAAUUUUGACAUCCAAAUCAGCCCCAUUACAAACAAUACCGUUUUAAUGUCAUUACCUGGCUACUGGAAUCUUGAUGAUGACCUUUUUGUUAAUGUUAUCCAUCGCUCUUUUCAAUUUGAUGUACCACUAAAAGGUUUAUCCAUUUCCAUUGAGGAAAUCAUGGCUGAAUCCAAAUAUUGUAUGCUUUUUCCUCAAAUAAUCAUGAAUAUCUUUAUGGAUGAUGAAAAAAAAUUGAUGAAUUGUGUUACUUAUUCACUGGGCGAAGUUAAACCAGAUUAUCAGCGAACUCAGAUGAGAGUUUUAGAAUCACAUUUACGUCUUGUAAACGUUGUCACCGAAUCAAUUAAUGAACUGUAUCAAGUUCAGUUGGACAAAAAGUUCUUUAGACCAUCAAUUGCCAAAAAAGAGCUGUUCUUCCAAUAUGUGCCACUCAAUUUUCACUUACAAAGAUGUCUAGUCAGUGAUUCUGAUGGAGUUAAUAAAAGACGAUCAACAAUCUGUUGUGAAAACAGUUCACCAAUUGGAAUGUUGAAUGAAAACAAUCUGAAAAAUUCAUUGGAUGUUUAUUCUGUUGGAGUUUUUGCUGCUCAUUAUUUUCGAUGUGAUCAAGAUAAUUUGAAUAUAAACACUUUAAACCCACACAUUAACAUUAAAAAUAUUCCUUCUUCAACAUCUUCAUCAACAUCAGUAGCAACAAACCAAAAUAGCGGCACAAACAAAGAUAGUGGUUCAUCUUCUGUUACUAAAGUUUGGAAAGCGAUGAAAAAUUUUCUCCAUAUUUCAUCUCUAGUUCAAUUGAUUGAAGUUUCCAUGAGAAAAUUAAUGUUCUACAUUGAAGAUGGCUCAUUGGCUCAAGAAAAAUUGAAAACUCUUUAUGAAAUGAUUGAUUCAAACGCUCAUAAAUUAAUAAAUAUUUUGAAUCCACGGGAAGUUGAGGAAACGCUUAUGGCAUUGGAAGUCUUGAAAAACCAUUCAUCAAAUUCUGGUCACAGCAAUACCAUGAGUGGAUCAAUCAACCAGUCUUUUGGUGGUAAAAUUACAACGGCUGAUUGUUCAACAAAUGAUAUAAGAGCAUCCAAUGAACCCGUUUUCAGGAAAAACAGCCAAAGCAUUUCUGAAGAGCAACAAGAACUUGAACCAGUAGAUCUUAUUUAUCUUAAUAUCAAAGCUAGUUUAAUAAGUAUAUCGGGUAAAAUUAACAAUACACAAUCGAUAAAAUGCUCACGAUCAGAAGUUGAACCCAGCAAACGUAAACUAAUCUCAGCCAAUGCCGCACUACUUCGAAUUAGCAGUAUUUGUUAUGCAAUUGAAGCUAUUAAAUUGGAGCGAGAAAAUUUGGAACUUUUCUACAACCUUCGACUGAAAAGAGGGAUGAUUUUUAGUCAAAUAUUAACAGUUUUGAUUACUGCUGUAGUUAAUCAAAUUAAAUCAACCAGUUUCCAGCGAAAUUUAGUCAAAACAAAAUCAAUCUUUGUAUAUUUUCAAUCUUUACUUAGUUGUUAUGCUCAAGAAAUUGGUAUGUUGAACGAUAUGGCUGCUGCCACUUCAGAGCUCAAUCAAUGUACUACAUUUGUUUUCAUCAAUUUCAAAGAUUCUUCACGAUCAACUCUUGAUUUACCAAGAAUCGAAGGAAAUGGUCACAAUGUUAGAGUUAUCAUCUCUUUAACUUCACAAAUAUUACCUGAUUACCUUGAAGCUCAACCUAAAGCAUUUCUCUUCAAUAUUGGUAUCAAUGAACAGGCAACUCUUGCAGAGACCCUUGGUCUGGUCAAAUUGCAGGAGACAAUUAAUCAAAGCGCUUUUCAUAGACUCGAAGAAUACAUUAUUGAAUUCAAAGAGAAUCCAAAUUUAGUUGAUUUGUUAACUGCGUUAAAAAUUGAACUUUGGUCUCGUCGAGCUAAAAAUGUCCGUAUUCUGCAUUUAAUGGAGCAAAUUACUUAUCAUCUUGAUGGUAUUCGUUUUACAAGUUGUAAAAGUGCCAAAGAUCGUACUUCAAUGGCCAUAACACUGGAAGAGGUGCGAUUUUGCUCGCGAAAGUACAAUUUCAAUGAGAUUGAUGAUUCACAUCUAUUCCAGCAAAUGUUAGACACUUUAAGAAGUGAAGGCACCAGGAGGGAAAAUACUCGAAAAAAUAUCGGUAUUGCUAAAUACGCAUUCAACUCUCUUAAAGCUAUGACUUUACCAAAAUUAUAUCGUCCUCCUCCAGGAACUUACAGUAAUGUUCGUGAUUGAACAGAAUCGAUCUAUUCCACUAUUAUUAUUACCUUUAAUAUUAACAUUAUUACCAUUACAAUUUAUAACAUAUGAUGGACAAUCAUCAAAAAGAUACUCGCGAAAACGAUUAUGUCACAAAUCUAGUCAAUCAUUGAAAUUAUGUUAUUAGUAAUACAAUAGAAACAAAUUUCCACUGAAAUUAUUGAGAAUCAAAAUAAUCAAUGUUGUCCAUUUGCUUCAUUGCGAACAAACAAAAAACAUUUCUUUUCUCUUUUUAUUUCCAAUGUUACUUAAUUAAAUAUAGAAAUAAAUAUACAUUAUGUACAA
Tetranychus urticae (two-spotted spider mite) is the source of this 4473-nucleotide messenger RNA. RefSeq lists its product as uncharacterized. Lineage: Eukaryota; Metazoa; Arthropoda; Arachnida; Trombidiformes; Tetranychidae. Gene Ontology annotation, molecular function: phosphatidylinositol-3,4-bisphosphate 4-phosphatase activity. The record is from RefSeq and is a predicted model, not a curated record. Gene Ontology annotation, cellular component: cytoplasm.